Molecule: messenger RNA, 394 nt
Organism: Belonocnema kinseyi
Lineage: Eukaryota; Metazoa; Arthropoda; Insecta; Hymenoptera; Cynipidae
Exons: 2
Coding region: 26-394 (122 amino acids)
Source: RefSeq, a predicted model, not a curated record
UUAAUCAGAUUUGCAGAGGGGUUUCAUGCAGAACCCGCUCAGCCAUACGUGCGCGAGAUGUCACCUUCAACGUGUCGUUGCACUGCGCUGCACGUUAUCACUUUCAUAUUUACAUAGAAUGCACACCGUUUUAAUCAGCCCGAUCGUAUUUGUAUAUCCAGAGUUGAAACGACGAAAAAGCGACAACGGCGGCUUGGACUUGGACGACUUGGACCUCACUCGACCGCCAUCUUGCAAAAUUCCCAUGAUGCCACGGAGCUUGCAGGAGAAGUUCGAGAAGGAGGAGGGCCUGAAAGCAUAUCUUUCGACCAACCUUGAAGGCCGACUCGCUCUGACGGCGGGAGAGAAAUUGGACCACGACGCUCGUAAGCACCAUAGUGAAAUCUGUGGUUGA